Molecule: messenger RNA, 6600 nt
Organism: Nerophis ophidion (straightnose pipefish)
Lineage: Eukaryota; Metazoa; Chordata; Actinopteri; Syngnathiformes; Syngnathidae
Gene: vwde
Product: von Willebrand factor D and EGF domains
Exons: 30
Coding region: 258-5486 (1742 amino acids)
Biological process (GO): anatomical structure development
Cellular component (GO): extracellular region; cell surface
Molecular function (GO): calcium ion binding; signaling receptor binding
Source: RefSeq, a predicted model, not a curated record
CCUCGGUGGAAUAAAUAUGGACCCCCUCCUCAGGAAUCAAAUCCUAGUUUUUUGGAAGAUGCCGUUGUAGAAGUGGUGGGACUGUGCGCCACUCCCGCCCCUCCUGGCGCUCCGUACGCGGCACCCUGACGCAGUGUGCUCAGCCAGCCCGCAGGCUGUAUAGUCCGCCGCCCUCGGAGCCACAGAAGCCGGACUCUACCACACACGAGCCGGGGAGUCUCCGCAAGACGACGGAAGGCGCCGAAGGAACCCGAAUCAUGACGGCCAUCUUCGGGACGCUGGUGAAAAUUCUUUGGUGCUUUGCUGUUUCUCUUCCUUACACCGUGCGCGCACAAACAGUUCUCCCUCCAGAGUGCGCUCCGGGGGGGCACUCGGUGCUCCAGAACCCGUACCGCAGCAUCACCUUCAGCUCCACCUGGCUGCUGCAGUCGUCCCUGCUGGACUUCGUCUGCGACCACUCGCUGGUCCCUGGAUGGUACCAGUUCCAGAUUUUUGACAAACCGGCCGUCAUGCCCACCCAGUGUGUGGAGGUGAACCACUGCGGGACCCAGGCUCCUGUGUGGCUCUCCCUUGGCAAGGACGAAUCCCUGCCGGGCCCGUUGGAGCUCAGGCAUCUGACGGCGUGUGCCGCGUGGCAGUUCUUCCCGAGCAGCAGCCAGGAAUGCUGCUUGUUCCGCAUCCCAGUGUCUGUCCGUAACUGUGGCCAGUUCUACAUUUACCUGCUGCAGCCCACUCAGGGAUGCAUGGGCUACUGUGCACAGGAAAUACCAGACACGUCGCCCAAAACGUCGCUGACCUGCGACCUUGGGGAGGUGAACACGGGUGGAGCGUGUACAGAAAUUUCUUCUGCGGUGCCAUCAGCCAAGCCGCCCGCCGCUCCGUCCGUGCCGGUCAUCGUGGUCUCCGAGUGGACAGGGGGCGCCGUCCACCUGCAGUGCAGCUUCAACAGCAGCUCCGACAGCUCUCUGGGUCACGUGGUGACCUGGUCCCGCUCCUCUCCUCGCGGCGAGGCCAGGGAGGAGCUCAAGCAAGAGACCACCGUCCGGACGUCAGCCCUUAUCGAGCUGGACGGCUUCAACCUGCGUCUGGGAGACAAGAUUUACUGCUCCGUCUUGGCAUUCUACUUGGACUCUCCAGACCUCCGGAGUUCCUCCGUGGAAAGUCAGGAGUUCUUCGCCGGGAUCCGGCUAACCCCAAACGUGAGCAACGUGGCCGAGGACGGAAAUUUGUACGAGCUGGUGGUUGAGAGCACGAUUCCCAUCCCCUGCCUGGAAGAGUCGUCUUCGGAGCCGUGCAUCAUCUCCUUGCAGCUCAGCACAAACAGCCAAGACGAGGCUCUGCUCGGAGCAGAUGUGUCCCUGUCCUCCUGCACGCUGGAUUUACCCAGCAGCCCCUGCAUGGACGGCGUUUGCGGCCAGGCCGUCGUCCGAUUCUCCGCCAUAACCGACUUCGUCAAAGAUGAUGAGAGGACAUCUCAGAUCUCUGUCAAGCCGAUUGUCACACGUAACUUUGUGUGGAAUGGUUACGUGCCACAACCUGUCCUGAUAAAAGUACAGGAUGUCCCUUCAGCUUACUGUUACGUCUUCACUGAUCCUCAUAUGAUCACAUUUGAUGGCAGGCGCUAUGAGAACUACCAAAUCGGCACCUUCGUGCUCUACAGGAGCUCCCGCUGGCCCUUUGAGGUCCAUGUCCGGCAUUGGGAGUGCGGCAGCGGCGUGGCUCCGACGUCGUGCGCGUGCGGUUUGGUUGCGAAGGACGGGAGCGACAUCAUCGCCUUCGAUAUGUGCGAUGGCGAAAUGGGGGAAACCAAGCCCCGCCUUUCAGUGAAGAACGGAGACCUGAGCAAGAGCGGCGUACGCGUCAGCGAGUCCUACCAAGGACGCAAAGUCACGUUGACCUUUUCAUCAGGAGCAUUUGUACGUGCUGAUGUGGCCGACUGGGGUAUGAGUCUGACUUUGAGAGCCCCUGGUUCAGACCGCGGACACACCACAGGCCUGUGUGGGACUUACGAUGGAGAUCCGGACAACGACUUCCACUCAUUGGCGGGGAGCACAUUGGAGGAUCUGCAGGCGUUCAUCUCUGACUGGAGGCUCCGCCCAGGAAGUAGCAUGUUCGACUCCAAGCCUACGUCAUCUCCCAGCAUGCUUAGCCCGCUUAAGUUCUGCAACUGUCAAACGGAAACUAGCCAGGGAAGUCGCCGUCCCCCAGUCACCUGCUCUCGCCACGGCAAUGUGCAGCUCUCCGGCGUCAUCCCCUCGCUUGACGUCACAGCCGAGUACAUCAGCUCGUUGGAGUUGCUCACCGGGGAGGAAGAUGGUGGACAAGUGCUGCAUCCUGGCCUCCUCACCCCCAACGAGCAGCAUGGAAGUGCCGCCGCCCGGAACAAGAGACAGACCCAGCAGUACGUCCCCAACUCCUCCCACCAAAGCCUCCGCCAGUCUGACCUGGAGAGCUUUGCUUACUUCUUCCCAGAAGACCACGAAGCGACGUCUCAUAUAGACCUAGCCCCGGCGUGGCCGACGCCCUCCGGGCUGACCGAGCGUCAGGCCCGGGCUGAGUGCCGGGACGCCGUGGUCAACUCCAGCGUCGCUCAGAACUGCGGACGUCUCCUCCACAACUUCAUGGUUACCGCUGCGGUGGACAUGUGCGUCAGCGACAUCCAGCGGAAAGACGAGCUCUCGUGGCUCAACGCGACGUUACCGCUGCUGGAGAACGAGUGCGAGAGGCGGCUGGCAGAGGAGGGCACGAGGACGUCAGACCACCAGGACAUGGUGGCCAUCCUCAAGUGUCCCAGUCUGUGCAACGGUAACGGACAGUGCUCUGAGUGGGGCUGCAUCUGCUUCCCUGGGUUCGGGUCCUACGACUGCAGCGUGUUGUCGGACCAGAUCCCGGAGAUCACAGAGUUGGAGUCGGGGGGUCUUUGUGACGUCCGACAGGGCGACUGCUCCACGGUCCACGUCUACGGUCAAGGUUUUAAGGAGUCCCACAAGCUCAAGUGUGAGUUUGUAAAAGAAAAGUUGGUGGGAAGCGAGCGGCUUCUGGACGAGCCUCAGUUCGUCCCCGCCACCUUUGUGGAUGGGACGGCUAUGGCGUGCCAGCUCCCCCCGGAGGUCAACCAAGCUCCAGCAGGCGUGGACGUGAUGAUAUCAACAAACGGACCAUUGGCCCGCUGGCAAAUCAAAGUGUCCAACGACGGCUACAGCUACAGCAACGCUAAAAUACUGACUCUGUUUGACGGAAACUGUCAGGUCUGCGUCCUCCACCCUGAGGUCCUCUGUAGCCUGCGGGAGAAAACAUGCAACAUCGACGGCUUCUGUUACAGCGAGGAUGAGUCGCAUCCCGGAAGUCCUUGCCUGACGUGUCGCCCUGCCUCCUCCCAACACACUUGGACAAUGGCGGCUCAAAAUGAGUGCCCCGUGUUGGAGUCGUUGCCUCCUCGCCUGUGGUCCUUCCAGGGGGAGGUCUUCAUCUACCAGUUGCAGGCUCGGGACCCCGAGGGCUCGGCGGUGGUAUUCACUUUGAAAUCGGCUCCAGAGGACGCGACAUUGUCUCCUGCUGGCCUGAUCAUCUGGAAGGUCAGGGCUCAGCCGGGUGACACGUACACGUUCAACUUUACUGUGAUGGACGACUGCAAUGCGGAGACAUUGGCCUCCGUGCAGGUGUCGGUGCGGCCCUGCGAAUGUGCGAACGGCGCCUCCUGCAUGACAAACGUCAACCUCCCCGCCGGCAGUGGCCAGUACGUGUGCGCUUGCCCCGACGGGUUCAAAGGUCAAAGGUGCGAGGUGGACAUUGACGACUGUAAGCCCAACCCCUGCAGGCUGGGGCGAUGUUUGGACGGCCCCAACUCCUUCACAUGUAUCUGCCCUCCUGGAAUGAAGGGUGUCACCUGCAGAGAGGACAUGGACGAGUGCGUCUCCCAGCCGUGUUUUCCAGGAGUGGACUGCAGCAACACGCUGGGCUCCUUCUCGUGCGGAGUCUGCCCACUUGGCUUCAGCGGCGACGGGAGGAUCUGUACUCCCCUCAAGGCAGCGACAACCACAGAAAGGAGAGCGCUGCCCGAAGCCCCUCCCCCCUCCCCCUGCACCCAUAGGCCGUGCCACCUGGGGGUUCAGUGCUUUGAAACCCGCCACGUGUCGGCGGGCUUCGUCUGUGGACCCUGUCCUCCUGGUCUCCAUGGAAACGGGCUAAGCUGCGCGUCAACGGGUCGUAGUACGACCGUUCUAAAUUCAAGUAAGGAAAUGACCCCCACGUCCGCCUCCUCAUCAUCCUCGUCGUCCCCCGCAUUACCCAGAAGACCCGCCGACAGGACGAGGAGACCAGGCGCCACCAUGAACGCCCGCAGGCUUUCUUCCUCGGAGAGAAGCCCCGAAUCCCCUCAGACUCUGUCCGCCACCGGAGUGUCCGGCCCCACCUUCAACCGCGGCGGUGUGGUGCCGACCCCCGACCUCACCACCGGGGGGUCACGCCAUUUGACCUGCGACGACUCUCCCUGCUUCCCGGGGGUCCAAUGUGAGCAAGUUGGCCCAGCAUCUUUCAGCUGCGCACGCUGUCCGCGUGGUUACACUGGCAACGGGGUCACAUGCAAAGCUGUGUGCAGGUUUCCAUGCGGGAGCAACAUGCAGUGCAUGCAGCCUAACACGUGCACGUGCAAGGAGGGAUACACCGGCUAUAACUGCCACAUUGCCGUGUGCCGACCUGACUGCAAGAACCAGGGAAGAUGCGUGAGACCCAACGUGUGUGAAUGUCUGUUGGGCUACGGCGGGCCAACCUGCGAGGAAGCAAGCUGCGAGCCACCAUGCCAGCACGGAGGCACAUGUCUGGCCAGGAACCUGUGCACCUGCCCCUACGGUUACGUGGGACCGAGAUGUGAAAUCAUGGUGUGUAACAGGCACUGUGAAAAUGGCGGCGAGUGCGUUUCUCCCGAUGUGUGCAAAUGCAAGCCAGGCUGGAACGGACCAACGUGCAAUUCGGCGGAGUGUCAUCCAGUUUGCCUGAACGGGGGCACGUGCGUGAAACCAAACGUCUGCGUGUGCCCCGGCGGCUUCUACGGCUCUCAGUGCCAGAUUGCCGUGUGCAGCCCAACCUGCAAGAACGGGGGUCACUGCAUGAGGAACAACGUGUGUUCCUGUCCUGAAGGCUACACGGGGACAAGAUGUCAGAAAAGUGUGUGCGAGCCUGCGUGCAUGAACAAAGGCAAGUGUGUGGGCGCCAACACGUGCUCCUGCACAUCGGGAUGGACGGGCAGGCGUUGUCACAUACCCGUCUGCCUGCAAAAGUGCAAAAACGGCGGCGAGUGCGUGGGGCCCAACACCUGCAACUGCCCGGCCGGGUGGGAAGGUCUGCAGUGUCAAACAGCCGUGUGCAGACAGCGCUGCCUCAACGGGGGGAGGUGCGUGCUGCCCGACUACUGCCACUGUCGGAGAGGCUACAAGGGGCUCACCUGCGCCGUCCAGGUGGGUGCUCGGCUCACACUUCCUUAUACCUGACAUUGGGAGCUAGUUGCAUACUUGCCAACCUUGAGACCUCCGAUUUCAGGAGGUGGGGGGUUUGUUUGGGGGUGUGGUUAAGAGGGGAGUAGUAUAUUUACAGCUGUUGAGUGUGCAGUUGUGCACUGCACUUUCAAAAGUAGAUGUUAUUGUCACAAAUGCAUGCUUGAUUGAUUGAAACUUUUAUUAGUAGAUUGCACAGUACAGUACGUAUUCCGUACAAUUGACCACUAAAGGGUAACACCGCAAUAAGUUUUUCAACUUGUUUAAGUCGGGGUCCACAUUAAUCAAUUCAUGGUACACAUAUAUACUAUCAGCAUAAUACAGUCACCACACAAGUUAAUCAUCAAAGUAUAUACAUUGAAUUAUUUACAAUCCGGGGGGUGGGAUGAGGAGCUUUGGUUGAUAUCAGUACUUCAGUCAUCAACAAUUGCAUCAACAGAGAAAUGGACAUUGGUGUGACUUAGUAGGAUAUGUACAGCCAGCAGAAAACAUAGUGAGUUCAGAUAGCAUAAGAACAAAUAUAUACAUUGGAAAUACAUUUGAUUAUUUACAUUAGGUUAUUUACAAUCCGGGGAGAUGGGAUGUGAAUGUAGGAGGUGUUGUGCUGGUGCAUGUACAGUAGAUGGCAGUAUUGUCUUGUUUAAGAGUGUCACAUGCUGUUUACGGCAGACGAACUGCCUUACGAUAGUGUUAGACGUAAACGUGACUGCUGUUGUUGUGUGUUGUUACUGCGCUGGGAGGACGUUAAUGAAACUGCCCAACAAUAAACCCACAUAAGAAACCAAGAACUCGCCCUCGAUCAUUCUACAGUUAUAACGUCAACGGGCAGACACGCUUUCAGACACGUCACUCAGGUCCUCAUGGAGGUAGGGGGGGCGUGGCCUCCAGCCCCGCCUGAAUUUCAGGAGAUUUUCGGGAGAGGCGCUGAAUUUCGGGAGUCUCCCGGAAAAUCCGUGAGGGUUGGAAAGUAUGGCUAGUUGUAUCCUACAGGUGGUGUGCAAGGUUACAUAAAAUGCAAUAUUUACGCAUUUUCUCUCAUUUUAAACGUACGGGGUCGUAUUAAUUUCUCAGACGCAUCACAGCAUUCCACUGUCCUUCAAGAAAAACUUAA